AUGUCAGAAGAAAACGGCAAGCGCAAAGCCGAGGAGGAGCCAUCGUCUCCUACCCCAUCGAAGCGCAUCAAGCAAGAUGACUCGGCUGAGCCUUCGGAGAAGAAGCCGGAGAUCAAGAGGAUUCCUUUCCCCGAAAAGCCCGCCGUCAUCGAAGAGCGCAAUGGCGAAAUCGAAUUCCGAGUAGUCAACAACGACAACGAGCGCGAAUCACUCAUCAUCUUAACCGGACUCAAGUGUAUCUUUCAAAAACAACUUCCCAAAAUGCCUAAGGAUUAUAUUGCGCGACUAGUUUACGACCGAACACAUUUAUCGAUUGCCAUCGUUAAGAAGCCCCUUGAAGUUGUUGGAGGAAUCACAUAUCGCCCGUUCAAGGGUCGCCGUUUCGCCGAGAUUGUCUUCUGUGCCAUUAGUUCUGACCAGCAAGUCAAGGGUUACGGUGCCCAUCUCAUGUCGCACUUGAAGGAUUAUGUCAAGGCGACAAGCGACGUGAUGCAUUUCCUCACUUAUGCCGACAACUACGCUAUUGGUUACUUCAAAAAGCAGGGGUUCACCAAGGAAAUCACCCUCGACAAGAAGGUAUGGAUGGGGUACAUCAAAGAUUAUGAAGGCGGUACGAUUAUGCAGUGCUCGAUGCUGCCGCGGAUUCGAUAUCUCGAAAUGGGUCGCAUGCUCCUUAAGCAGAAAGAAUGCGUCCAAGCCAAGAUCCGCGCUUACUCCAAAUCACACAAUAUCCAUGCUCCGCCGAAGGAGUGGAAGAAUGGAAUCACCGAGAUCAACCCUCUCGAUAUCCCUGCCAUUCGAGCAUCAGGAUGGUCUCCUGAUAUGGACGAGCUCGCCCGCCAACCUCGUCACGGCCCCAACUACAACCAACUUCUCCACUUACUCAACGAUCUACAGAACCACAACUCAGCCUGGCCAUUCCUUGUGCCUGUUAACCGCGACGAUGUGGCCGACUACUACGAAGUCAUCAAGGAGCCUAUGGAUCUUAGUACGAUGGAGAGCAAACUUGAGGCCGACCAGUACCUCACGCCUGAAGAUUUCAUCAAGGACGCCAAGCUUGUUUUCGACAACUGCAGAAAGUACAAUAAUGAGAGCACUCCUUAUGCGAAGUCGGCGAACAAGCUCGAAAAGUAUAUGUGGCAGCAGAUCAAGGCGAUUCCUGAGUGGUCACAUCUGGAGCCUGAGAGAUAG
Fusarium musae is the source of this 1191-nucleotide messenger RNA. Its product is annotated as histone acetyltransferase. Bases 1 to 1191 code for a protein of 396 amino acids. Gene Ontology annotation, biological process: chromatin remodeling; positive regulation of transcription by RNA polymerase II. Gene Ontology annotation, molecular function: protein binding; histone H3 acetyltransferase activity. The record is from RefSeq and is a predicted model, not a curated record. NCBI's taxonomy places the organism in Eukaryota, Fungi, Ascomycota, Sordariomycetes, Hypocreales, Nectriaceae. Gene Ontology annotation, cellular component: histone acetyltransferase complex. The transcript has 3 exons.